Molecule: messenger RNA, 1582 nt
Organism: Oncorhynchus keta (chum salmon)
Lineage: Eukaryota; Metazoa; Chordata; Actinopteri; Salmoniformes; Salmonidae
Product: integrin alpha-3-like
Exons: 8
Coding region: 215-1048 (277 amino acids)
Biological process (GO): cell adhesion mediated by integrin; integrin-mediated signaling pathway; cell-cell adhesion
Cellular component (GO): integrin complex; external side of plasma membrane
Molecular function (GO): integrin binding
Source: RefSeq, a predicted model, not a curated record
GGUUGCUGAUAAUGGGCCGCUGUACGCCUAUGUAGAUAUUCCAUAAAAUAUCAUCCGUUUCCAAUAGUCAUUUACAAUAUUAACGAUGUCUACACGGUAUUUCUAAUCGAUUUGAUGUUAUUUUAAUGGACAACAAAAUGUGUUUUUCUUUCAAAAACAAGAACAUUUCUAAGUGACCCCAAACUUUUUGAACGGUAGCUUUGACCACCAAGCCAUGCUCAACAUCACUCUCAGAUACUCUGGCGUGCGCUCCCAGGUGCCAGUGGAGGGAGAGCCUCUGGGUGCGCUGGGGACCCUGGCCAUGGAGUUUGAGUGGCCCCACGAGGUGACCAAUGGGAAGUGGCUUCUCUACCUGACUGAGAUCAUCACCAAAGGAACAACUGAGACACACUGUGUCCCUCCAGGGGACAUUGUCAAUCUGCUCAACCUCACGUUGUCCGAGAACAGGAGCAAGCGUCCCAAACGAGGGGUGGAGGAUGAUCAACCUCAUAUCAUCGAGCCGCAGGCAGCCAUUACUGUGCUGACACGUCGCAAAGAAACCUAUCUACUGGAAUGUUCAAGGUGGACGGCCCACUGUGUGACGUUCACCUGUCCCUUGAUCAACAUGUCUACCUCUGCCAAUAUCAUUGUGGGGUCAAGGGUGUGGAACAGCACUAUGCUAGAGGACUACAACAAUGCUUUGAGGAUCAAGGUUAGAGGUCAGGUCACACUGAAACUGGUGACAGACAUCAAGAUGGAAAGUGAGACCAGAGAGUUCAUAGUGGACAUUGACCCAGUCCUUGAAGAGGAGACACCUUACGAGGUUCCCUUGUGGAUCAUCAUUAUUGCCGCGGUAGCAGGGAUCAUACUGUUAGGAGUCAUCAGUAUCAUACUAUGGAAACUUGGCUUCUUCAAGUGGGCCAUCUACUACCAGAUUAUGCCAAAGUACUAUGGAGUGAAAAACCGUAACGCAGAGCGCUACAAGUUCAACAUUGGCUUCCAGACGGAGGAUGCAGGCAAAAAGCCCUGGAUCACCAACUGGACAGAGAUGCAACGUUACUACUACUGAAACCCUGACCUUUGACCCUGAACUCUCGACUAGUCUCAGGAGUGAGGUGAUGGAAGAACAAAAGGGUUUUUGUGAUGUCACACAACUUUGACUCACUGAUUCUGGAACCUUUCUCCAUUGUGUGCAAGUCUCCGUAGAUUUAAUCAAAAUAUGUUGGUUAUUUUUUGUGCAAUGUGCCAAAUAUGAGUCAGAAAUCACAAUGUUUAAAUUAUUUUUGAUGAAAGGAGUGUUGUACAUUGUGGGUAGGGUGUGUUCAAAAAUCCCAGUUUGGUUGUAAACACACGCUAAUUUGAUCUAAUGCAUAUUUGCAGGAUUAAAAGUUGACAUUUGAAGUUUAAAGACUCUAGAAAUAAAUGGUAGUGCAUUGUUUAGGUGAAAUUUGAAGUUUAAAGACCCUGUUAUUUACAGUUGAUCUUGGUUGGACAGAAAGCACAUUGCAGGAGUAGAGAAAGAAAUGGCAGUGCAUUGUUUAGGUGGCCCUGCUUGCCCUAUCUAUCCUCUGUAUAUCUACUUCUCACUAUGACCGCUAAGCAC